Rosa chinensis is the source of this 2347-nucleotide messenger RNA. RefSeq names its product methyltransferase-like protein 17, mitochondrial. The transcript is spliced from 16 exons. Gene Ontology annotation, biological process: translation. Lineage: Eukaryota; Viridiplantae; Streptophyta; Magnoliopsida; Rosales; Rosaceae. Gene Ontology annotation, cellular component: mitochondrial small ribosomal subunit. Gene Ontology annotation, molecular function: structural constituent of ribosome; methyltransferase activity. The coding region runs from base 665 to 2203 and encodes 512 amino acids. The record is from RefSeq and is a predicted model, not a curated record.
UCUAUUGAUCUGAACCGUUGAUUAUUAAUAGUUUUAUUACAUAUUAAAUUAUAACCGUUGGAUUAAAUUAAAACCUGAGCUAACCCUAAGGGUGGAUUCAGAAAGGAUCAUUCAGUCCCCUCACAGCCUCACUCUCGAGUCUCUCUCAGACUCAACCCCUCUCGAGUCUCGAUGACUCGAUCUCUCCUUCGAAGCCCAAACUAUCGAAAAAUCAAACACAGAAAGUGUUAAUCUGUUCAUUCAAAUCGUAUCUACGGCCGUGGAUUCGAUCUCUGUUGCCACUAAUCUCAAGUGAAAUCGAAUCGGUCUCUUUCAAGUGGAUCGAUCUCUGUUGCUGUCCCGAUUGGCAUUGCUUUUAGAGAUUUGGAAAGCUAAAAGCUCAUAAUUAUUAUAGAGGCAUUUUCAAAUUAACAGUUCAUGCUUCCAUCAUCAUUGAUCGAAGAGGCAGAUAGACAGGAGCAACCUUGAAAAUUGGAAUAAGGCCUGUUCGAACAAAUUUCACUUGUGAGCCCAAAUUCAAGCCCAAGAGGCUAAAACCCUGAAAGUCGCAUAAACCCCAGAACAAAAACCAAACCCAACUCUAUAGUCUAUACUGUACCACCAGCUCAGAGACUCUCUCUCUGUGUGUCUCUCCCAGAGUGUGAGAGACCUAACGAGCCCGAAAAUGGCGACCACCCUUCUCCCGGAGACAGCUCAGAAGGUCCUAACCCAAGAAGCCAUCCGCUCCGCCGCCAAACAGUCCCAGCGCUGCCUCACCGUCCCCGUCAAACUCCGCCGCGCCAUUAAAAAUUACCUCCGAGACCAAGAGGAGCCUCACAUGAAGCGGAAGGUGCUGAGGCUAUCAGAAUCCUUCACCCAAAUCAAGGAUGUCAACUCUCAGCUUAUUGCUUCCACCUCGAAGCAGCUGGUUGAGGACCCUUUGCAGUGUGUGGACCAAUCCCAGAGGUGGAAGAUCAAGGGCUCCUAUGGAGAUAUUAGCCUUACUUAUACAGACGACGAGACCAUUGCUUAUGUUGUUUCCAGAAUGCCAGCUGUCUUCUCUGCUUGUCACAGAGUACUCAAGGAGGUUCGUAGAAGGCUGCCGGGUUUUUCUCCUGCUAAAGUGUUGGAUUUUGGUGCUGGCACGGGUUCGGCUUUCUGGGCACUACGAGAAGUCUGGCCGAAUUCCUUGGAGAAAGUUAACUUAGUAGAGCCAUCACAAUCAAUGCAGCGUGCAGGCCAGAGCCUUAUACAAGGUCAAAAGAACUUGCCACUUAUUCACAGUUAUGAUACCCUCCAAUCCUUGACUAAAAACAUCAAGAAAUCAGAGAGAGAACAUGACCUUGUAAUUGCUUCCUAUGUGCUUGGAGAGAUACCAUCGCUGAAGGAUCGGAUUACUGUAGUACGCCAACUUUGGGAUCUUACGCGGGAUGUCCUGAUUUUGAUAGAACCGGGAACACCACAAGGAUCAAAUAUCAUAUCUCAGAUGCGAUCACAUAUAUUAUGGAUGGAGAAAAGGAAAUGCCGUAAAUCCAAGGCUGCAAUUGAUGAAACUUCCAAGGACUUGGUAGUGGCUCGAAAAAGUGGUGCCUAUAUAGUUGCUCCUUGCUCUCAUGAUGGGGCAUGUCCUUUGGAGAAAGCUGGUAAAUAUUGUCAUUUUGUUCAACGUUUGGAGAGAACUUCUACUCAGCGUGCAUACAAGCGCUCCAAGGGUGGUCAGCCGUUACGUGGAUUUGAAGAUGAGAAAUUUAGCUUCAUUGCUGUCAGGCGAGGACAAAGACCAAGGGAACCUUGGCCUCUUGAUGGUGUGAAAUUUGAGACUUUGAAGGAGCAACAUGCUAAAAGAACUCUGGAAGAUCUUGAAAUUGACUAUGAGGACCCAGAGGACCAAGUCAGCUCGCAACAAGCUAGCCUCAUUCCAUUUGAAAAACCAGAUCCGAUUACCUAUGAUUCUGAUGUCGUGGAAGUUGAUGAUCAUGAGGAUAAUGAAGAAGAGGAGGAAGAUGACACAUGUCAUGCCGAUCUUGGGGGUGGUUGGGGUAGGAUUAUCUACAUGCCUGUUCGGAGGGGCAAGCAGGUUACUAUGGAUGUGUGUCGAUCAACCAACCAGGAUGCUUCAGAAGGAACACUUCAACGAAUUGUUGUCACAAAGAAUAAGAACCCUACAUUACAUAAGCAGGCCCGAAAGUCUCUCUGGGGAGACUUGUGGCCCUUUCAAAAAUAACUGUGUAAAAUCUAUGGCUGUAGUCCAUAUAACCACUACGUAUAAGAUGCUCUUCGUUUAUAGCAGUUCUCAGUUUGUAUGCACUGUUCAGUCAUUAAUGGCUAUUCCUGUGAUCUAGGUGGAAAUUCACUUUUGUCCUUGCUC